Molecule: messenger RNA, 639 nt
Organism: Rotaria sp. Silwood1
Lineage: Eukaryota; Metazoa; Rotifera; Eurotatoria; Philodinida; Philodinidae
Source: the annotation of a GenBank genome assembly
AUGGCCGAAUAUCUUGCUUCUAUUUUUGGUACUGAAAAAGACAAAGUAAAUUGUUCAUUUUAUUUUAAAAUUGGUGCUUGUCGUCAUGGUGAACGAUGUUCUCGUGUUCAUAAUAAACCUACUUUCAGUCAAACAAUUCUUCUAAAAAAUCUUUAUUUAAAUCCAAAUAAUAACUCUAUUCCUAAACCAGAAGGUGGUUUUGAACAAUUUAGUGGGAAUACUUAUACAGACGAAGAAGUACAACAACAUUUUGAUGAAUUUUAUGAAGAAGUUUAUACAGAAGUUGAAGAUAAGUAUGGUGAAAUUGAAGCAAUGACUGUUUGUGACAAUCUUGGCGAACAUCUUGUAGGAAAUAUUUAUAUUAAAUUUCGUUAUGAACGAGAUGCUGAACGAGCUGUAGAAGAUCUUAAUACACGAUGGUUUGAUAGAAAACCAAUCUACGCAGAAUUAAGUCCUGUCACAGAUUUUAAAGAAGCUAGUUGUCGCCAGUAUGAAUUAGGCGAAUGUAUGAGAAGUGGUUUUUGUAACUUUAUGCACAUUAAAACAAUAUCACAAGAUGUUAAAAAACGUCUUCGUGGACGUCGAAAAAGAUCACGUUCACAUAGCCAUUCACCAUCAAGAAAAAAUCGUCGUCAUUGA